UGGCCCCGCCGCAGGCUGGCUCCAGAGAGGACACUCCCGCCCUGCUCCUGGCCCCCUGUUUGCCCGCCUGGUUCGCCGUGUUGAUUAAUGGGUGUCCCGGGUUUUGGUGACGCGGAGCUUCAAGUGCCGCGAGGACGGAGAAGCAAAGAGGAGCCCCCCUCCUCCCGGGCGCCCAGGCGUGUAAACGUGGGCGGCGGUGAGCGGCUGCCCUCCCUUCCCCUCCCCUCGCGGCGCUCCCGUGUGUGCGGGUGUGUGAGUGCGUGUGUCUCCCUCGCUCCCUCUCACACACGCUCCAGCACUAGUGCAGGCAGCGAGCCGGCGGCUCUGGGUUCGCUCGCUCCGGCCGCUGCGCUCCCGCCUCUCCGCCGCCGCCGCCUCUGCAGUCGCAGCGGGGCAUGGACCCGCCCGGACGGGACCACGCCGCCGCCGCCGCCCGGAGCUGCGCUUCGGGUCCUGCCUGAGCCAAGCCGCGCGCGGGACCGCCGCCGCCGCCCGGAGCCGCGCUUCGGGUCCUGCCUGAGCCGAGCCGCGCGCGGGGCCGCCGCCGCCGCCGCCGCCGCCGGCGGGGGAUGGGGCUGCCCGGGAGGCGCGCCGAGCCCGCAGGGGGAGCGCGGAGCCGGCGCGCAGCGUGAGAGCCCGAGCAGCCCGCGCCGGGCCGGUCCGUGCGCACCGCGCGCCGCCGCCGCCGCCGCCGCCGCCGCCGCCGCCCGCGCCUCGAUGGCGCCAUCGCCUCGGCGCCGCUGA
Molecule: messenger RNA, 744 nt
Organism: Diceros bicornis minor
Lineage: Eukaryota; Metazoa; Chordata; Mammalia; Perissodactyla; Rhinocerotidae
Product: GAS2-like protein 1
Exons: 2
Coding region: 88-744 (218 amino acids)
Source: RefSeq, a predicted model, not a curated record